This is a messenger RNA of Cajanus cajan (pigeon pea), 978 nucleotides long. Lineage: Eukaryota; Viridiplantae; Streptophyta; Magnoliopsida; Fabales; Fabaceae. The record is from RefSeq and is a predicted model, not a curated record.
AUGGAUAAUUUGCUAUGUGAAGAGGUGUGGCUUUCAAGGUCUGAUAAUACCUUUAAAGAAGUUGGUGAACCUAUUGCACUCAAGAGUAGUUAUGAAAAUGAAGAUUUUCAAGAGGUUUUCUCAAUGUGUCUAGAGAAGGAGUGUAGAAGUCGCUUUAAUCUUUCUUUUGGGACAGUCUUCUUGGCUAUUAAUUAUCUUGAUCGCUUUGUAUCCAUUUGUCAAUGCAAUGCUUGGGAAUACUGGAUGCUUGAAUUGCUUUCCAUUACAUGCUUAUUGAUUGCCUUAAAGUUCAAUGAGAUGUCAGCACUUUCGUUGAAUGAAAUUCAGGUGGAGGGCUUGCACUAUUCAUUCCAAUCAAAUGUAAUUUUGAAAAUGGAGCUGAUCCUAUUGAAGGCUCUGGGUUGGCGCCUUAACUCUAUGACAAGUUAUUCUUUUGUAGAAAUGCUACAUGUUGAUUUCUUUGAACCUUUUCUUUAUGAGAAAUUUAUUUCACGAGUCACUGAUCUCCUUCUCCAAGCUACUUUAGAUCAGAAAAUGCUGGAAUUCAGGCCAAGCAUUGUUGGAAUAUCUGCAUUGUGGUGCACUCUAGACCAGUUAUUUCCAUCAACAUCAGAUACUUACAUUACUUAUAUUAUGAGACUCUUGAACCAAAGUCAGAAGGAUGAUAUCAUUAAGUGUCACAAGUUGAUGGAAACGCAGACUUCAUUGUGGUGUGAAAAUCACCAUUAUUGCCCUCUAAGCCCAACAACAGUACUAUUGAAUCGCAUUUAUGAUUAAUGCUAAACCAUUUAACAGCUUCAUCUUUAUUUGACACUUUCUACACAUCAUUGAUCAAAGGAGCUAGAAGAGUUAUUACCUAAUAAAGUCUCUGUGUAGCUUAUGUUUUUGUGAUCUUUAUUUUACUUAGUCAGAAAAUAGGUGCAGAAGUGCAGUAGCAAUAUUAUGUUGGAGGACUGGGAAGAAAUCAAUUAAUAUGAU